GUUAACCCCGGGAGCACAAAGUUCUCGUAUGCCUAAUCGGAACCCGUGACUCCUUCGGUCCCUGCGACCAUCUCCCCGAUCCCGCUCUCCCUCAGCUAGAGGGGUUCCAUCUGGGCCGAUGGAGCAGAGCGGCAGCCACACGGAAGACUUCUCUAUCAACGUGGCUUCCGUCACACUGGGCUCCCCCAGCUCCGCCGACGUCCAGGUGUCGGACGACGACAAGGCCGGGGCCACUUUGCUCUUCUCCGGUGUCUUCCUGGGCCUGGUGGGGAUCACGUUCACGGCGAUGGGCUGGAUCAAGUACCAGGGCGUGUCGCACUUCGAGUGGACCCAGCUGCUGGGGCCCAUCCUGCUCUCCGUGGGGGUGACCUUCGUCCUGAUUGCUGUCUGCAAGUUCAACAUGCUGUCAUGCCAGUCCCACAUGGACAGGGAGGAGAGGCCGGCCGAGGGGGACCCGGCGCCCGGGGGGCCGGCCUUCGUCUUCACUGGGAUCAACCAGCCCAUCACCUUCCACGGGGCCACCGUGGUGCAGUACAUCCCCCCUCCGUACGCCCCCGCAGGUGCUGCCCACCUGCCCCUGGGGGCUCUGGCCGCCCCUGGGGUGCCAGUACCCACCCCAAGCCCCCCACAGUACUACGCCAUCUACCCACAGGACAACGCGGCCUUCGUGAACGAUGACGAGCCCUCCUGGCCUUCCGUGUUGCUGGCUCCUGGCGAUGGCAGGUCCUCCCCGGCGGCUAGACAGCUCGAGGAGGCCCCACCAGAGGACAGCUGGACCUGUUGCUACUCCCCUCCCCCUUAUGAGGAAAUCUACCCGGUCCCACACAGAGACUGAACUUAGGGGGAGAAUGGGGUCCCGGAGCUGUGGUUGCACGGACGUGUCCGUGGUCUUACUUCAGAGGCUUUGAGGCUGCAGGUCCUCCCAGGGGUCCCGGGGGGCUGGGCGUGCACUAAUUCAGGAAGUUGGGGAGGGAUGGGGAGGCAUUUCCUUUGGAGGGGAGAGAAGGAUUUUGGUAGGGACCACCACUCCAGCCCAGGAAGGUCCACUUAAGGGUCCUCAAAUCUCACCAAGCCAUUUCAUCCCAUUGCCCCAAAUCUCCCCAAGGCAUGGGGACACAAGCCCUCCCCACCCCACAGUUUUCCAGCUGACUGGCAGAGGAGGGUAGAGCCCCCUAGCCUUUUUCUAAUCUUCUUUCUCCUCCAGUGGGGUCAAUAUAGGGUCUCCCUGGACACCCAGGAGCCCCCUCGAAGGUUUCUAAGUGACUCUCAAGGCUGGGAGCUAAGACCAUGCCCCUAGCCAUGAGAGCAGCCAGAGUGAGCUGGAUGGAUUCUGUUUCAAUAAGCUGGUCUGAGGAGAGGACACUGGGUGCCUUGGACAGUGAGGAUAUUUUGCUGCUGCUAUUUCCCCUUGGGGUGGUGAAGUGAUGUCAGUGACCCUGGAUACUUAAGAAAAUCAAAAUUUAGUGGAAGGAAGACUUUGGGGCUUGCAAGCAACAGGGGAGUCAACUCUCUUCUGAAAUAAAGGUUUCCUAAAACCAACCCUGUCCAGGCAGUGUUUUGGCUCCCUCCCUGGCAGAUUCUCCCAGCAGAGAAGGGAGAUGGGAAGACAGGGGUUAGACAGGACUGGGGAAAGGGAAAGGAUGUGAGGGUUAUGGAGGGGCAGGGUCAGCUUCAGGCAGUAAGCCAGGGGAGCAGCAGCUCAGGAAGCAUCAGAGGGAGAGGCUGACUAUGGAAUGGUUGAAAGUUUGAAAGUGCUCAGCUUCCCAGGCACCUGAGUAGGGAACAUGGGCUUGGGGGUCAGAGAGCAUGGGUUCUAAUCAAUCCCAGCUCCGCCACUUGCCUGCUGUGUAACCUUAGAAAAGCCACUUCACUCUCUGCAACUCAGUUACCUCAUCUGUAAAACGGGGAUUAAAACUGUGAGCCCCACGUGGGACAACCUGA
Messenger RNA from Tachyglossus aculeatus (Australian echidna), 1941 nucleotides. RefSeq names its product transmembrane protein 174 (gene TMEM174). The coding region runs from base 119 to 835 and encodes 238 amino acids. The record is from RefSeq and is a predicted model, not a curated record. Lineage: Eukaryota; Metazoa; Chordata; Mammalia; Monotremata; Tachyglossidae. The transcript is spliced from 2 exons.